AUGGAGAAGUAUUCAAAGAUUGAAAGAUUGGGCGAAGGAACUUAUGGAAUUGUCUACAAGGCAAAACAUAGAGAUACUAGUGAGAUAGUGGCGUUGAAGCGUAUUCGUCUUGAUUCAGAGGAUGAAGGUGUACCCUGUACUGCUAUAAGAGAGAUAUCAUUGUUGAAGGAAUUGAAGCAUCCUAAUAUCGUGAGACUAUAUGAUGUGAUACAUACAGAGCGAAAGUUAACAUUGGUGUUUGAAUAUCUUGAUCAAGAUCUCAAGAAGUACAUGGAUGAGUGUGGCGGUGAGGUGGCAAAGCCAACCAUUAAAUCAUUCAUGUAUCAACUAUUGAAGGGUGUAGCAUUCUGUCAUGAUCACAGGGUCCUACACAGAGAUCUCAAGCCACAGAACCUUCUAAUCAAUAGAAAAGGUGAAUUGAAACUGGCUGACUUUGGGCUGGCCAGAGCGUUUGGAAUACCAGUGCGAACAUACUCUCAUGAGGUCGUAACAUUGUGGUAUCGUGCACCAGAUGUGUUGAUGGGCUCGCGCAAGUACUCGACACCAAUCGACAUUUGGUCGGCUGGUUGCAUCUUUGCCGAGAUGGUCACUGGACGUCCCUUGUUCCCAGGAUCAGGAACAAGCGACCAACUGUUUAGAAUCUUCAAGAUACUUGGAACACCAACCAAAGAUAGUUGGCCAACAAUUGUAGAAUUGCCAGAAUACAAGCCUGACUUCCCUGUACAUCCAGCGCAUCCAUUGUCAUCAAUCGUCCAAGGAUUGGACGCCACUGGACUUGAUUUACUAAACAGUAUGCUCCAGUAUGAUCCAAUGAAGCGUGUAACAGCCACGGCUGCAAUGAGCCAUCCAUACUUUGAUGGAUUGGACAAGUCA
This is a messenger RNA of Acytostelium subglobosum LB1, 873 nucleotides long. RefSeq lists its product as hypothetical. The record is from RefSeq and is a predicted model, not a curated record. Gene Ontology annotation, biological process: protein phosphorylation; vesicle-mediated transport. Gene Ontology annotation, molecular function: cyclin-dependent protein serine/threonine kinase activity; ATP binding. Gene Ontology annotation, cellular component: cytoplasm; nucleus. The annotation marks the transcript as partial. The transcript is spliced from 4 exons. Lineage: Eukaryota; Evosea; Eumycetozoa; Acytosteliales; Acytosteliaceae.